This is a messenger RNA of Diospyros lotus (date-plum), 483 nucleotides long. RefSeq names its product major allergen Pru ar 1-like. Gene Ontology annotation, cellular component: nucleus; cytoplasm. The coding region runs from base 1 to 483 and encodes 160 amino acids. Gene Ontology annotation, biological process: defense response; abscisic acid-activated signaling pathway. The transcript is spliced from 2 exons. The record is from RefSeq and is a predicted model, not a curated record. Lineage: Eukaryota; Viridiplantae; Streptophyta; Magnoliopsida; Ericales; Ebenaceae. Gene Ontology annotation, molecular function: protein phosphatase inhibitor activity; signaling receptor activity; abscisic acid binding.
AUGGCUGUCCUGACUUACACCGACGAGUGCACCUCCCCCAUCCCUCCAGCGAGGGCCUUCAAGGCGUGGAUCCUCGAUGCCGACAACUUGAUCCCCAAGCUUAUGCCGGAGGCCUUCAAGAGCGUUGAGGUCCUACAAGGCGAUGGCUCGGCUGGAACCAUCAAGCAGAUCAACUUCGCCGAAGGUGGUCCGUUCAAGUGUGUGAAGCACAGGGUUGAUGAGAUCAGUAAAACGGAAUACAAGUACUGCUACACUCUGGUUGAGGGCGAUGUCUUGGUGGGUAAGUUUGAGAAGAUCUGUUACGAGAUUCAGCUAGUGGCCUCGCCCGAUGGCGGCACGAUUUCCAAGACAAUCGUCAGGUACUACCCCUUGGCGGGUGCUGUGAUAAACGAAGAGGAGAUCAAGGCUGGCAUGGAGAAGGCUGGAGGAAUGUUCAAAGUUGUGGACGACUACCUCGUCCAAAACCCAACUGCCUACGCUUAA